Molecule: messenger RNA, 4027 nt
Organism: Lottia gigantea (owl limpet)
Lineage: Eukaryota; Metazoa; Mollusca; Gastropoda; Lottiidae
Exons: 16
Coding region: 1086-2294 (402 amino acids)
Biological process (GO): cilium assembly; cilium movement involved in cell motility
Cellular component (GO): microtubule cytoskeleton; nucleus
Source: RefSeq, a predicted model, not a curated record
UCGCAAUUCUGAUUUAAAAUAACAAAAUCAAUCAAAAAGCAUCAAAUUUACAACAAGUCCACAGUCAGGUCAGAAAAUUGAGGAAAUUGGUUUAGUUUCCUGAAAGAAAGAAAAUAUAACUUACGCUCUUGGUCCUUCAUGUUUAAAUAUCUGAACAGCACAAUCUAAUGUUGUUGUUUGAUAAAGCAGUACCUAUAUAAUUAUCAUAUUUGCACUUGCUGACAGUUUGGCUCUUGUUAAAAUGAAUAGCAUCACUGUACAAAAUGAAUCACCACUUAUUGCACUUGCACUUAUUGUGAGACUUUGCAAGGAUAUUAUAUCAAUGGACCAACCUAAAUUUUCACAUUAAUCUUGUCAAGACAUACAUGAUAAGUGUGAUCUAAUAAGCAUCUUGAAAAUUUGUGGUGCAUUAUCAAUGUUGAGCAUCAGAUUAAUUUUCAAUAUAUUGACAAAUCGUUUCUGCUUCCUAAUACCUUACUCACCUAACCCACAUAAUAGUCUUCGUUGUAAAGAUAAUACUCCUCUAUCAUCAACAUUUCUUCUUUUAAAUUCUUCAAAUGAUCCAAAUCUUCAAAUAAUAUUACAAAAAGAUAUUCAUCACCUUAGACAGGUUCGCCAUCUGUUUGAGCAAUGGUACCAUAGUCUCAGAAACGAGAACUCGCAGUUGCAAUUUGAGAAUUGAAUUACACCUAAAAUUGUCAGAAAAAUGUUUGAUUGUUGUAAUUGUCUGAUUUUCAAUACGGUUAUCAUUGAGUGAUUACAUACACUCAUACCAAGUUUAUUCAAAAUCUCAACAUUCUCUAUUGUGUCCAAAACAAUUGUGUACAGACAUGCAGACGGACAGGCAGGAGAGGUUGAGAACAAUAUACGCCCGUAUUUAUGUGUAAUAAAUAAUAAAUGGAUGUUCACUUCCGGUGGUCUCUAGCUAAAACAGCCAAUAAAAAUUGCUUAAAUUGUUGUAGCAACAAAGGUUGCUAAGGAAUCUUCCAUUAUUUAUGAAAGAAACAACAACAGGUUAAGUGAUCAGUGUGUGCAUUUUCUUUCAAUUUUAGCUAUCAAAAACAUAUCAUCUUUAAUUUGACAUCAUGGCACAGUUAAUUCAAACACCUCAAAGAUUUACACAUGAAGACUGGACCAGAUCCAAUUUAACAAAAUAUGCUAAUGCUGAAGUUGAACGCCAAGCUGCUGAGAGGUUGAUAGAUGAAUCUAAAAGGUAUGCUGAUGAAACUGAAAAAAGGACAGAUAAAUCACAAAGAGAUGUUAAUAAGAAAUUUCAACAAAGAUUAGAUGAUAUCAGAUAUUGGAAGAAAGAAUUAGAUGAUAAAUUAGAAGGAAUAACAACAGAAGUUGAUAAUUUGUUAGCCUUUAAAAAUCGUGUAGAAAAAGCUUUAGAAGCUACUGAUGAGCCUUUACAUAUAGCUCAAAGAUGUUUAGCAAAUAGAGAACAAAGGUUUGGUAUUGAUUUAGUUCAUGAUGAUGCCCAGAAAGAAUUAAUUAAGGAAGUAGAAACAAUACAAGGUGUGAGAGCCUUACUACAGAGAACCCUGGAUCAAGCUCAGGAACAAGUCAGACUCAACAGAAAAGCUAAAUUUCAACUAGAGAAGGAUUUAAAAGAUAAAUUCCAUGCUCAAUCUAUUGAUGAAUAUUUGGAGAAUUUAAAAAACAAUAUGGAAGGUUUAACCUUGAAAGACGGCGUUGCCAAGAUUGAAGCCAAUUCAGUCACACCAGAUGAAUGGCAAGAUUUCUCCAAUGAAAAUAUUGAGAGAGCAGAACGUGAGAGACAGAGUUCAGUAGAGUUACGGUCCUUAGUUGAUGGAAUUCUUCAAUCUACUGCUAAUGAUAUGACCAAACAGUGUGAAGCUGUGAAUUUAUCACUCAGUAAGAGAAUUGCUGAAACUAAAGAUACAAAAGGAAAACUUGAAGAUCAUCUCAACAAGAUUCUCUUACAAAUUAAGGAUAUGGAAGAGAAUAUUGCACAACUACAGAAGGCUAUCAGUGAUAAAGAGGCACCACUCAAAGUCGCUCACACUCGUCUUGAUACUAGAACAUCCAGACCUAAUGUAGAAUUAUGUAGGGAUGCUGUUCAGUACAGACUAAUUGAAGAAGUUGGAGAAAUUGAAACCUCCGUUGCUGGUUUACAGGCUAGAUUAGAUCAGUCACAAUCAUCAUUGAAAGGACUUGUACGAAAUCAACUUGAUUUAGAAGAGGAUAUUGAAAUCAAAUCCAACACCAUCUUUGUUGAUGAGGUGGAAUGUAUGGGAAUGAGAAAGAGCAUCAAAAUCUCCAAAUAUUAAUGACUUUAGAAAUUUGUGCAAAUUAGGAACGUUCACUUACUUGUAAAUUUUGAUUUUCAUAUGCGCAAAUGACUGCUUUCCAAAAUACAGCAUCAGGUUGAAAUUGGUACUAUUUUGGCAGCAUUAAUAGGCUUACAUUUGGAAAAUUGUGAUAAUUCUUUGACAAAUCUUUGAUAAAUGCUAUUUAUUGGAAUAAAAAGGCAUGAACAAAUUUUAUGAUUUUAACAUAUUUUCAUAUGUUUAUCUCAUCUAAGGGCUGUGAAUUUUUAAAUGUUUUAUUUUUGACAACACCUUUGGUUUUAUUAUAUACAUUUUGUAAGUUUCUCAAUUUUAGUAUAAGAAAAUUGUCUUCUGUUCUGGCUGGUUAGCUUCAAACUUUUAUAACAGCAUUAUACUUAUGUCCCAUCUGAAGUUACCAACAGUUUUUAUUAGCAUUUGUAUAUACUAUAUAUUUAUUGAUGAGUAAAAUCACAAGUUUAAUUCACUUAGGUUAUUGUGUUAUUGGUAUCAAGGUAUUUACCUUUGGGAGGGUUAGUCUACAUUUCAUAGAAUACUGCACUGUUAAUGAUUUCAAGUGAAGAAUUAUCACUGGAACUAUGAACCAUUAAGCCUAAUUAGCUCACCAGAUAGAAGUGCUGGGUCUUCUGGGUAAGCGACUCCAUUUAGACGCCUUGCAGCCAGAUUUCACAGGUUAUAGAAAAAUGUCUGAAGACAAAAAAAAUGGAUCAAACACUGCAGGAACCAAUUUUCAAUAUCCCAAGAUAAUGUACUGUAUUAUACAAUACAGGGGACAAAUCAGUGGGGAUCAAUUGACUAAUAUCUAAUAGACCUUAUUCACGCCUCCAUUUGAAUUCAUUGAAUGUGAAGUUCAUAACAAAAAUUACUUAAUGGGCUAAAAACAGGCCUUGUAUAAAUAAUAGAAGCACAAAACAUAUCGUGAAGUGACUCCAUAAAUUUGUCAGUUGUAUUAAUUAUAUUAAAUUGAUUUGAUUAAAUUAUAAACAUAAUGUUAUAUAAUAUGUACAGAUAAAACAAGAUAUUAAAUAUAUCAGAUUUGAAUCUUAUACAGGCAUCAUGGUAUAGGGGGCGCUGAAUUGCAGAGUUCUGCACAUACAGGAUUUAUGAAAUCAACAUGGAUGAGAAGAAAAAAAAGAAAAGAACAAUUUUGAAUGUGAUAUAUCCCCUUUCAUACCAAUCGAUUGGGGGCAGAAUCUGAACAGACGGAACUUGCUCUCAAAUCGAGCACCACCUGGCUAUCUACAUCAACUGGUAUAAUGUUCAUUUAUUAAUUCUACAGUGGUCUCUGUAUCAUCAGGAUAUUCCUGAGCCUUGAUUGGAUUAGCUUUAUAAUAUCUUCCACAGUAUUCCUCAAAAUAUCGUCCAAUUUCUGGAUGAUUUAUUUCUGAAAACUCAUCUGGAUACAGGAGAUUUUCCUGAGCAGCAUAUCUAUUACUGCCAUCUUGAACAAGUACAUUGUAAAAUGGUUGAAAUUGAUCACGAGGUAAUCUAUUUACACCCAUCUGUAUAAUCCAUUCUUCUGUGGCUUGACAUGUUAAAUCCCAACCAUAAAUAACACACAUGUAAUGAUAUUUUUUAUGUUUCAUUAUCAUUCCAAUAGAAAAUUUGACAUCUUUAUUUUCACUUCUGACUUUAACAUCAGGCUUUUUAUUUUUGACAGCAGUAUUAUCUGCUAUCAUUUUCUCAGCUUCUUGUUGAAGAAAGGCUACAAUACC